UCCAAAGCAUUGAGAUUUUUUUGAGGGACCUGCCCAGGAUUCUUUGGAUUUUCUUUCAUUGAUUUUUUUUUUUUUUUUUUUUUACUUUUUAAAAUUUUUACCUGUGUGCUUCAGGUUCGUGCAGUCUCCAGAGGUUCCGUGCUGUGCAGAGAAUGCAGGACCAUGGAGGAGAGAGACAAGUCCCCAGCAGUCUGCCGCCCAGCGUCAAGGCCAGCCUGUCUCUUUCUCCAACCGGGCCGGGACGGGUCGGCAGCGGCGGGAGCUCCCCGACAUCCAAAAUGGCCCCCGGUGGAGUCGGGGUGCCCGUGGAGGACAUGCAAGCAUUGGCCAUCACCACACUUUCUGCUGCAGACGUCACCAAACAAUUUGAGCAGAUUCGCGAGCUUGGCAAGGGCACGUAUGGCAAAGUGGACCUGGUGGCCCACAGGAGUCAAGGCACUAAAAUGGCGCUGAAAUUUGUGACCAAAAACAAGACCAAGCUCAAGAGUUUCCUGCGGGAGUACAGUCUAACAGGCUCGCUUAGCUCAAGCCCGUUCAUCAUCAAAGUCUUGGACGUGCUCUUUGAGACGGAGGACAGCUACGUAUUUGGACAAGAAUACGCUCCCGCCGGGGACCUCUUCGACAUCAUUCCCCCGCAGGUGGGCCUGCCGGAAGAAAUGGUCAAACGCUGCAUGCAACAACUCGGUCUGGCCCUCGAUUUCAUGCACAGUAAAAGCUUGGUGCACAGGGACGUCAAGCCAGAAAACGUGCUGCUCUUCGACCGGGAGUGUCGCCGCAUCAAGCUGGCCGACUUCGGCAUGACCCGCCGGGUGGGCUGCCGCGUGAAAAGGGUGAGCGGCACCAUUCCCUACACGGCUCCGGAGGUGUGCCGGGCCAGCCGCGCCGAGGGCUUCCUGGUCACCACCAGCCUGGACGUGUGGGCUUUUGGAGUUCUGGUCUUCUGCAUGCUCACGGGAAACUUCCCCUGGGAGGCUGCGCUGCUAACCGACGCCUUCUACGAGGAGUUUCGGCGCUGGCAGAAAGCCGGAUGCCCCGUGGGAACGUAUCCGUCUCAGUGGCGCCGAUUCAGCGACGACGCCCUGCGAAUGUUCCAGAGGCUUCUGGCUGCCGAGCCGGAAAAACGCUGCGGGGUCAAGGACAUCUUCUGCUUUGUCAAAUACGAGCUCGUGAGCGAGCUCAGGCGCAGGGCGUCCUAUCGCGCCAAGCGAGGCGAACGGUCCGGCUCGGGGGUGUGCACCGGCAACUGCGCUUCAUCUUCAACCACUUCUUCCUCCUCCUCCUCCUCGUCCUCACGCACCACCCACAGACACCCGGAGCCUUCAACGCCUCCCGGAACCUCCUGCCUUCGCCCGGCUCCCCUCAAACGGAGCGUCCUCUCUGACCAUCGAGAAGAAGCCGGACAGCAACAGCCUCCAGGACGCGACAAGAACAAAAGCCAGAUGGUGAUGGCCACUGCGAUUGAAAUCUGUGUGUAACUACAUGACUUUUUGCAAAGUGCUUUUUAUAUGUAAAGUCCAUCUGAAAAGGCAGUUUAAGAGAGAAGCUUAGACCACACUGGAAAUAAUCUUCAUCCCUUCAGCAGCCCGGACUGAGGUCAAAGGCCUUUUAGGUUGGGAUUCGCGGCCAAAGACAUCCGAGAGUUCUACCGCGCCAAGAGAAGCGAACCGUCCGGCUCGGGAAUGUGCAAUGGCAACUGCCCUUUGACUUCGUCCACUUCUUCUUCCUCCUUACACACCUUCCCCAGACCCCCGUAGCCUCCCACGCCUCCUGGAACCUCCUGCCUCCGUCCAGCUCCGGUCAACUGGAGCGUCCUCUCUUUCACCAGAGAGGAAGCUGGACAGUAGCGGUCUCCAGGAGAGGAACAAGAAGCCACCGCUGUUUCAAAACUGAGCACACUUCCAUUCAUCUGCUUUCUACAGUGUACCGCUAAAUCUGCUCGGGGUCCGUCAAGCAACAGGAGCCUAUCCAGGGCUGCCCUGGUAACCGUAGUGUAUUUUCAUCAUGUAGAUCGCCAACGGCGUAACUCCCACAGACACCCGGAGCCUUCCAGAGAGGAGGCUGGACAGCACCAGUCUCCAGGACGGCAAUCAAAAAGAAAAGCCAGAUGGCGAUGGCCAGCAUUAUUAUCGCCAAACACUACUGAGACAUCUUCUGCAGACUUUGCUCCUUGGCAGGACACGCCAAACAUUUUUUUUUUUUUUUGUGGUGGUGGUGGUGCUAACGAUAGUAACACAUUCUGUGGAAAUGACUUCCCCCAUCACUUGUCACUUUAUAGCACACCUUUCGGGCCCCGGGUUCCACCUCAGCAUCCGGUUAAACGUAACGCGUUACGGCUGAGGACGCCAGUUUGGGAACGAGUGCUUUCCCCGUAUCGCUUCAGACGCUCCAGAUCACUCAGAGGCCGUUGAUUCUGGCGCAACCUUUGACUUCAUCGUCCACUGCACUACCACACUAAUGAUCAUCAAACGGACCUCCACGUAGCAGUGCGCACGAGGCACCGUGUCUCGCUAACGUGCACCACCUCAGGACACUUGAGUGGAUCGCUUGCCGUUUUAUGACUCAUCCAUUCCAGUAAAUCCGUUGCAGCUGUUGGACUGCUGAGCUCCAUUUACGGGAACAUUUUAUGGGCGCCGAGUUGCAAGCAACAAGAAGAGAAUAUGUUUUAAUAUUGUUUUUUUUUUUUUCUAUUCGCGUGUGUGUGUGUGUGUGUGUGUGUGAGUGUGUGUCCGUGUGAGUUUUCCAAUACUGAAGCACAAAAUGUUUUUUUUUUUUUGAAAGGAUGAGGAAUCUCACUCCAUAUUUUAGACGUAUUUGGUAUUUAAAACAACAAAAGUGCUCCGUCACAUCAGGUAGUUCAACUAUGUAGCUGUACUCGUUUUCUAAAUCAGGGGAUUUGGUCAGGUUAACGCAUCGUAUGUAGCAACUCAACCGGGACGGCGCGUGCAGUAAGGAGAUACUCCUUUAGAGAACCUCGGAAUAGAAUCUUUGAAGAUGUGUGACACAGUAGCUGCUGCUUUUCCGUCAACGAUGAGUGUUUUUUUUUUUUUUUCUCUCGAUUUGAUUUGUUUGUAGAAACUGAACGCUUUGUACAGUACAUUUCCGUUCGCAAAGUGGCGGGGGCUCCCUCUUUAUGUAAUUGGAGCGCCAGGUCGGAAUUGUUUGAAACACUGGAAAUCACGCGGCUACAUCGGCUGGCUUUCUCUGGGAUGUUUUUUUUUCCCGCGAGCGAUGAUGAAAACCACUCGAAUCGCAAUCGCCGCAAAGCCAGCAAGAUGUUUUUUUUACUCGUGUCUGUGAGUUCGUUGCGGUUCAAUCAAAGGGCCAGCCGCUCAGUUAACUCUUAUUUCUUUGUCAUUAAAAUGCAGGAAAGCCAACUUCCACAAGAGCAAAACUUAAAACGUUUCGUCAAAUUGCACAAUUUUGAGUUCACCCAACAUUUUUUUUUUUACAGUGUACACCGCAUCCAGAAACUCAUCACAGUGCUUCACUUCAAAAAAAAAAUCUCAAAAGGACUGAUUGGAUCCUUCUCUUGAGCCUC
Messenger RNA from Hippocampus comes (tiger tail seahorse), 3538 nucleotides. It is a transcript of the gene sbk1, whose product is annotated as SH3 domain binding kinase 1. The transcript is spliced from 4 exons. Gene Ontology annotation, biological process: protein phosphorylation. NCBI's taxonomy places the organism in Eukaryota, Metazoa, Chordata, Actinopteri, Syngnathiformes, Syngnathidae. The record is from RefSeq and is a predicted model, not a curated record. Bases 153 to 1475 code for a protein of 440 amino acids. Gene Ontology annotation, molecular function: protein serine/threonine kinase activity; ATP binding.